AUGGCCGAGUCCUCCACAGAUGCCACAGAGGUUCGAUUCCUCGGCUUGCGAUCCUGGAUCUCGCAAGCCGUGGUGGCAUCCUUCGUGGCCGGCGGCGUGGCUGGGGCCGUCUCUCGCACAGUCGUAUCACCUCUGGAGCGUCUAAAAAUCCUGCUACAAGUACAGUCGAGUGGACGUACAGAAUACAAAAUGAGCAUACCAAAAGCUUUGGGCAAGAUUUGGAGAGAAGAGGGGUUCAAAGGCAUGAUGGCGGGCAAUGGCGUCAAUUGCAUACGGAUUGUGCCCUACAGCGCGGUGCAGUUUGGUAGUUACAACCUCUACAAACCGUACUUCGAGGCCACACCUGGCGAACCUCUCUCCCCUCUCCGCAGACUGUGCUGCGGUGCUGUCGCGGGCAUAACAUCCGUGACCGUCACCUACCCUCUCGACAUCGUCCGCACGCGACUUUCGAUCCAAUCUGCAUCAUUUGAGAGUCUCACCAGAGAACAGGCGGCCAAGAAGUUGCCCGGAAUGUGGUCAACAUUGAAGACCAUGUACACCACCGAAGGCGGUUUCACAGCUCUAUAUCGUGGGAUAGUACCCACGGUUGCUGGCGUGGCUCCCUAUGUCGGUCUGAACUUCAUGGUCUACGAGAGCGUACGACAAUAUUUCACCCCAGAAGGACAACAGAAUCCUUCUGCAGUUGGAAAACUAAGCGCUGGUGCCAUUUCAGGUGCUGUGGCGCAGACCAUCACUUAUCCUUUCGAUGUGCUUCGCCGUCGAUUCCAGAUCAACACCAUGUCUGGCAUGGGAUACCAAUACAAAUCGAUAUUCGACGCUGUUCGAACGAUCGCAGCUCAGGAAGGUUUCAGAGGACUAUAUAAAGGGAUAGUACCCAAUCUUCUGAAGGUCGCGCCGAGCAUGGCGAGCAGCUGGCUGAGUUUCGAGUUGACGAGGGACUUCUUCGUGAGUCUGAAACCGGAGGCUGUGCCCGCGGAUGAACCCAAAUAA
Messenger RNA from Ramularia collo-cygni, 990 nucleotides. RefSeq names its product related to mitochondrial carrier protein. The record is from RefSeq and is a predicted model, not a curated record. NCBI's taxonomy places the organism in Eukaryota, Fungi, Ascomycota, Dothideomycetes, Mycosphaerellales, Mycosphaerellaceae. The transcript has 3 exons. Gene Ontology annotation, biological process: transmembrane transport. Bases 1 to 990 code for a protein of 329 amino acids.